Durio zibethinus is the source of this 2516-nucleotide messenger RNA. Lineage: Eukaryota; Viridiplantae; Streptophyta; Magnoliopsida; Malvales; Malvaceae. The record is from RefSeq and is a predicted model, not a curated record.
UAUAAAAUGUCCUAGCACUCAUCUUGAUUCUAUUUCUAUUGGAACGAACGGCAAGCAUUAAACUCCUGUCAUCAUUGUACUUUCUUUUCAAGUCAGAUCCAUUUUCCUGGUUCAAUUCGAAGCCUUUCCCUUGUUUUCUCCCCGAUAAUUUCCACUUCUAACUUUUUCUGCCUCCAAAACUCUUCAAUCAUGGUCAUUGGCAUUGCUUUCAACUCCAAAACCAAAUUUAUUUAAUACCCUUCAAAGCAACAACUUCCCCUACCAACAGCCAUUCAUGUCUUCCUCUUGGUUCCCUUUUCUCUUCUUUCUUCCCUUUCUAUUUCUCGACCCUCUCUUCAGUCAAGCUAAUCUCCAACGAUCCAAAACCCUCCUCAAAUCAUCCCUUAUCUACCAACCAUCUACCAAUGAAACCAUCCCACCAACUCUCUUUUUUGAAGUCACCAAACCCAUCUAUGUCCCAAACGCCAAGCCGUGUUCCCUCUUGGUUCUGCAACAUGACUUUGGCUACACUUAUGGGAAACCUCCUGUUUUUGCAAACUAUAGCUUUCCAUCUGAUUGCCCAUAUCAGGAAUUUUCCAAGAUUGUCCUGGAGUGGAAUGCUACAUGUAAAGGAAGGCAAUUUGACAGGAUUUUUGGAGUUUGGCUAUCUGGGGUGGAGCUUCUUAGGAGCUGCACAGCUGAGCCUAGAGCUACUGGGAUUGUUUGGAGUGUCCAAAAGGAUGUAACAAGGUAUUCCUCAUUGCUUUUGAUGAACAAGACUCAAACUUUUGCUGUUUAUUUGGGAAAUAUUGUUGACAAAACUUAUACCGGUGUUUAUCAUGUCAAUGUAACUCUUUAUUUUUACCCUGCUGUGGAAAAACUUAACAUUUUUAUGGGAAAGGAGGGAAGUUUAGGGUCUGGGGUUAGUUCUAAAGCUGAUUUGAUCAUACCCUUUUCGCGGGAUUUGCCAUUGAAUGAUGGGUUGUGGUAUGAGAUUGAGAAUGCUACUGAUGUUAAAGUGAAGGAAUUUGAAAUUCCUCAGAAUGUUUAUCGGGCUGUGUUGGAGGUAUAUGUGUCUUUUCAUGAGAAUGAUGAAUUUUGGUAUGCAAAUCCUCCGAACGAGUAUAUUGCUGCUAAUAAUCUUACAGAUUUAGCAGGGAAUGGACCAUUUAGGGAAGUUUUGGUCAGCUUGGAUGGUAAACUGGUCGGUGCUGUUUGGCCUUUUACUGUGGUUUACACUGGAGGAAUUAAUCCUCUCUUGUGGAGACCCAUUAGCGGUAUUGGUUCAUUUGAUCUCCCUACUUAUGAUAUUGAAAUUACCCCAUUUUUGGGUAAUAUAUUGGAUGGGAAACCCCACAAACUAAGUUUUAGUGUCACAAAUGCCUUAAAUGUAUGGUAUAUUGAUUCCAAUUUGCAUCUAUGGUUAGAUAGUAAGAGCACAAAGACUGAAGGGAAGCUUUUGCAGCAUGACGUUGUUCCUCUUGGUGUUUCCUCUGUGUCAGAUUUUAAGGGUUUAAAUGGAACAUUUGUUACAAAUACAACCAGGUUCAUAUCCUCCAAUGGAUGGGUCAAAUCCACUUAUGGGACAGUCAUAACCAAAUCUAUUCAAAAUUUAAGUUAUAGUAACUCCAUGGUGAUGGCCAAGGAUGGAAAUCUGCAGAUUGUGAAUCAGACGAUCCAUUUUGAUGACAGCAUUUAUGCGAUUAUGCCAUCUUCUAAUGUCAAAUCAAAGAAAUCAAACAAAACGUUUCUUUUGUACUUAUACUCUGACUAUGUCGAACAAGGGAACAGAACUGCAUUGUCUGUAGCUAAUGUCACAUUGGGAUUUGAUGAGAAGAAGUUUAAAGAUGCUGAUGCUAGGUCGGCUAGCAGUUCACUUAGGAAUUUGCAGAAAGGAAAGGGUGUUAUGAUUACAAAAGAUGACCUGGUUGUCAGCGGGGUGGCAAGGACCCAACAAACAUAUAAUUAUGAUGGCAGUAAAUUUUGCUACUCUAGGAACAUAAGCAGCUCAAACUACACCAUUCUUUAUGAUGAAGUGAGAAACACAUGCAAUAAAAGAGCAAAAUCUCAUUUUGGAUAUGGUCUUAGCAGAUGGUGGCCGUUUCCAGCUCGAAGAGCUUUUCUAGCAUCUCAUGUAAUUGAUCCAAAUGGAAAUUAGUAAUUUGACUAAUUCAAUUCUUGAGUUGCUUUAUGUAGAGUUUUCCAAUUAGAUCUUUCUCAAGAUUCCUUCAUAUGGAUACACCAAAUAAGUUGUAAGUGUUUCCAUUUUUUAUAAUUAUUAUGAAGACAGAUGAAUUUGUAAAUAGUCUUAUUUUCUUUUUUCUUUUCACUUUUUUGCAAUUGAAUGAUCUUAGGUGUUUCUUUUAACUGGACUUUAGUUUGGUUCUUCAUCCUAAAACUAAACUUUUAUAAUAUAUCACUUGACUUACACGAUAGAUUAGUUUAUAACAGACUUUGUUCAGUUUUAUAAAGUAAAAUUUUGCAACUCAGAGACUUUGUUGGGUUUUAUAAAGUAAGUAUAUUCUGUCUGAUUCAAG